Paecilomyces variotii is the source of this 1244-nucleotide messenger RNA. RefSeq names its product inorganic pyrophosphatase. Lineage: Eukaryota; Fungi; Ascomycota; Eurotiomycetes; Eurotiales; Thermoascaceae. Gene Ontology annotation, cellular component: cytoplasm; nucleus. The record is from RefSeq and is a predicted model, not a curated record. The transcript has 5 exons. Gene Ontology annotation, biological process: phosphate-containing compound metabolic process. Gene Ontology annotation, molecular function: inorganic diphosphate phosphatase activity; magnesium ion binding. Bases 80 to 1009 code for a protein of 309 amino acids.
CGCUGUAUACCCACCAUUGAAACGCCGUGAAAUCGAUCUCUAAACACCCCCUUACUGAAGAUUAUCCAUCCCAAGCAAAAUGUCCACCACAGACCGUUACAUUAUCCGCAAGACCGGGCAGCCCUUCACAUCCGGAUAUCGAGUCUACAUCGAAAAAGACAAUGAAAUAAUUUCCCCAUGGCACGACAUCCCACUGUACAAUGAUGAACAGAAGGGAAUAUUGAACAUGAUCGUUGAGAUCCCACGCUGGAGUAAUGCCAAGAUGGAGAUAUCCAAAGACGAAUUCCUUUCGCCCAUUAAGCAGGAUAUCAAGAAAGGCCGACCACGCUAUGUGCCAAAUAUCUUCCCGCAUAAGGGAUAUCCCUGGAACUAUGGGGCUUUUCCGCAGACAUGGGAAGAUCCCUCCAUCGAAGAUCCCCACACCCACGCUAACGGCGAUAACGACCCACUCGACGUAUGCGAACUGGGCGGCUAUGUUGGCGAAACCGGUGAAGUGAAACCAGUCAAGGUCCUCGGUGCAUUUGCUAUCCUCGACGAAGGAGAGACAGACUGGAAGGUCCUCGUGGUAGAUGUGCGUGAUGCAUUAGCUGCGAAAGUGAAUGAUAUCGGAGACGUCGAGGCGUACAUGCCUGGUUUUCUGGAGAUGAUGAAGUGGUGGUUUAGGAUGUAUAAGGUGCCGGAUGGGAAGAAGGAAAAUGAACUUGCAUCGGAGGGCAACAUAUUUGGCAGAGAUUUCGCCAUGGAGCUCAUCAAAGACUGCCACAAAAGCUGGAAGGCCAUGAUGAAUGAAGAGAGGCCGGAACAUACAUCAUCGUCUCUAAGCGACCUUGGUAUACGCGGUAGCGAGAUUCUCGGCGAGACAUAUAACGAAAAGGGAGCGGACCCUGAUAAGACGGCGAUUGAUAAGUCUUAUUUCUUUCCAGCCAGCCUUACGCGUGUACCCGACGGAAGAGGUACUACGAGUAUUGUUGAAAUUCCCGCGCCGGCACCGAUGCCGGUACAAACAUAGAGUAGAUGGCGUAUAAUGUUCUCCCUAUAGGAUAAGCUCAAGCUACAUGCAUGCUAUGGAGAUACAAUUUCCAAAUAUAAUGGUUUCUUUGUGUAGCACCUAUCGAGGGCAUCGUGUUAUAUCUUCAAUGCGGACGGAAAACUAGGUAGGCUGGCAGACUGAAAAGUACCAUGUUCUUAAAGUAGUGGUAUCCCUAUUCCAUGACGUCUACAGCUGAAACUAUUAUGCAAAGGAG